AUGGAUGACAAUCCUGCUGUGUCCGGUGGCGCCGCUGAAGAUUAUCAGACCGGUGCCGCCCAAGAUGCCCCUGGGGAUGUGAUCACUGCUUCCGGGACUGGAAUCCGCCAACAUUCGCAACCAUCAAACCCGGAAUCGCAAUCACAGCCGCACCAGCAAUCCUUGAGCAAGAAGAAUAACCCUGUUCCAGAGACUGAUAACCCGCUAGAUGCCCCCGCCUCACCAAAGCCCGAUGGCGAACCCGCAGAUGAAGAGAUGGGCGGCACGGAGACGGAGGCGAAGAAGGAAAUCGACGGAGGCGACGAACUGGCCGACGUCGCCGCGGAGGGUGGUGCGGACGAGCAACCCGCGCAGGGCAAGGCCGCCGCGGAGUCUUCUGCACGGUCACACCUCGUUUCGCAAACCCACGCCAUCAUCCUUCCCAGCUACUCGACCUGGUUUGACAUGCACCUGGUUCACCCGAUCGAGAAGAAAGCUCUGGCGGAGUUCUUCAAUGGCCGGAACCGCAGCAAGACCCCCGCUGUCUACAAGGACUACCGCGAUUUCAUGAUCAACACCUACCGCUUGAACCCGAUCGAGUAUCUGACCGUCACCGCAUGCCGUCGCAACCUGGCCGGAGACGUGUGUGCGAUCAUGCGGGUGCAUUCUUUCCUGGAGCAAUGGGGUCUCAUCAACUACCAGGUGGAUCCUCAAACGCGCCCGUCAAACAUCGGUCCCCCGUUCACUGGCCACUUCCGAGUGAUUGCCGAUACCCCGAGAGGCCUUCAGCCAUUCCAGCCCGGACCCAACCACCUCGUCAAGCCCGGCAAGCCGUUGCCAGCAACUGACCGUGCGGCCUCGGCCACUCCGGCCACCAAGGCUGACCUGAACCUCGAGAUCCGUCGUAAUGUGUACGAUGAUAAGGGCAAGGAGAUCACGCCUGCCACCGAGGACAAGGAGAAGCAGACCAACGGUGAAGGCUCGACAGCAAAUGGCACCAGUGGGGACUCGGCCAAAGCGAUCGAGACUGCCUCCAAGGAGCCCAGAAAGAAGUCCCACUGCUUCUCCUGUGGCAUCGAUUGCACGCGUCUCCGAUUCCACUACGCAAAGACCACCCCGGCCACCGCCAACCCGGCUGCACCGGACUCGAAAUAUGACCUCUGCCCCAACUGUUUCCUGCAGGGCCGGAUGCCUUCCAACCACAACGCCUCGGACUUUGUCAAGCUCGAAGAAAGCCCGUAUAACAUCACCGCCGACAAGGAUGCCCCGUGGUCCGACUCGGAGCUCGUCUUGCUGCUGGAGGGCCUGGAGAACUUCGACGACAACUGGGAGCAGAUCGCGGAACACGUCGGCACCCGGACGAAGGAGGAGUGUGUGAUGAAAUUCUUGCAGCUGGAGAUCGAAGACAAGUACCUGGACGAGAUGCCCGAGAUGCGGGCGUCGGGUGGGCGCGACCCCAUCAGCCAGGCCGAGAACCCGGUCCUGUCCGUGGUCGCAUUCCUGGCUCAGAUGGCCGAGCCCGCCGUGGCUGCCGCCGCCGCCGGUCGCUCCGUGGGGGAGAUCCGUAAGGAGCUUCGGAAGCAGCUGGAGAAGGGCUCCGACAAGGCCCAGGAGAAGGGCAAGGAGCGGGAAGGCACUGCGGUCAAGGCCGAGGACUCCAUGGAGAUGGACGAAGCCUCGGAGCAAGCAGUGUCGGUGGCCGACCCCGAGAAGCAAGGCAAGGCAUCCCUCCCCACCGUGGCUCUGGCCGCGUCUGCCGCCCGUGCCGGAGCGCUCGCCUCGCACGAAGAGCGGGAGAUGACUCGCCUGGUGUCGGCGGCCGUCAACGUGACGCUGCAGAAGUUCGAGAUCAAGCUGCAGCAGUUCAACGAGAUGGAGGAGAUCAUCGAAGCCGAACGCCGCGAGCUCGAGCUGGCCCGCCAGCAGCUCUUCCUGGACCGGAUGGCCUUCAAGAAGCGGGUCAAGGAGGUGCAGGACACUCUGCAGAGCGUGAGCCUCCGGGGCCCCGGCGAGGAGACCAACGGCCUGCUUGCCGACGCCGCCACGACCGGGCUCGGCAAUCGAUACAACUUCCAGCCCGCGGGCGGGGAUGCGCGAGAGAUGCAGCCGUUGAGUGCCGAUGCGGGCGCCGACUACAAGGCGUUGGACCUGUAA
Aspergillus heteromorphus CBS 117.55 is the source of this 2133-nucleotide messenger RNA. It is a transcript of the gene rscE, whose product is annotated as putative RSC complex subunit (RSC8). Lineage: Eukaryota; Fungi; Ascomycota; Eurotiomycetes; Eurotiales; Aspergillaceae. The transcript is spliced from 3 exons. Bases 1 to 2133 code for a protein of 710 amino acids. Gene Ontology annotation, molecular function: histone binding; DNA binding. The record is from RefSeq and is a predicted model, not a curated record. Gene Ontology annotation, cellular component: SWI/SNF complex. Gene Ontology annotation, biological process: positive regulation of DNA-templated transcription.